Molecule: messenger RNA, 13038 nt
Organism: Lytechinus variegatus (green sea urchin)
Lineage: Eukaryota; Metazoa; Echinodermata; Echinoidea; Temnopleuroida; Toxopneustidae
Product: voltage-dependent L-type calcium channel subunit beta-1-like
Exons: 11
Coding region: 2766-4778 (670 amino acids)
Biological process (GO): regulation of voltage-gated calcium channel activity; neuromuscular junction development; calcium ion transmembrane transport
Cellular component (GO): voltage-gated calcium channel complex
Molecular function (GO): high voltage-gated calcium channel activity; protein binding
Source: RefSeq, a predicted model, not a curated record
AAUGAUGAUUGUGAUGGUGUGAUGAUGAUGAUGGUGAUGGUCUUUUUUUCAAAAAGGUACAAGGCCCCACCCCAAAGUGACAACCAUCUAGUCUUCUGUUUCUUGUCACUGAAAAUCAACUGAUUCAAAAGGGGGAAAAAUUGAAAAAUAUCCUUAAAUGCAUCUGAGCUAUGAUAUCAAGUCAUGUUUUGAACAUGAUCAAGUUCUUAUGUCUGACAAAAACAGUAAUUCUAGGCUGAGCACUAAUUGCUUACAUAGAAAGUUGCUAAAAUAAUACAAGUAUGCAUAUAUAUAUUUUUUUUAUAAUCUGCUUAAAACAUGGAGUGUGGAUGUAUAGGGUCAAACCUUAUUUCUGAAUACCUUUUAUCUACUCUGAAACAAAAAGUUGUCAUAAGCCAUGCAACAGUUGAAAUGCAGAAAUAUGCUGAACUAACUCAAUUGAAAAACUUUAAUCUGUAAUACUAGAUAUCUCUGAAAUAUCACAUUUAUUAAGUCAUGGUGUCUGAUUUAUAUAAUUACACGAAAAAAGCUUAUAGACUAAUUAUCAUUUGAAGUGGUUUGAAAGGCCUGUUAAAGCCCUAAUGAUUGCAUUUAAAGUCCCAAUUCUAUCAAGGGUGAAAUAUAUGAAUAUUUGAAUAUUUCUAUUUCAAGUAUAUUUGAUUGUCUCUGAAAAUUGAUGCAGGAUAUGAUAGCUUUCAAAAUCAGAUAUUCAGAUUUAGAGAUGCACAGCCAGAACAUUUUGUUUGCAUAAAAUGUAAUCACAUUGUUCUUUGCGACACCCCCAUUGUAUGAAAUGGUACUGCCUCAGUGAGACAGGCCUCAAUUCAUCUCCACAAACCCACUUAGUAUGCACGUUAUCAGCCGCUGCAAUUCCUCAUUACCUCCACUAUGUGAUGCUCAGUAAUUCUGUAUGCAUUCAACACACACAAUACACACACACACACUCAUCAUGCACCACCCUUUCAAUUCUCUAUCCCUUUCUCUCACGUUUUCUCAUUUUCUGCCGGUUCCUCUCAAGCUCUCCCUCUCUCUCGUACACUCGUUCGCAUACUGUCUGUCUCAUACAUGGGGUAUCGUUGAUAACUUGGUCCACACAUUGGAUCUCCAUUGCUAUGUGCCAUCAUCGGGAGAAAGCUGUUGACAUGAUCAAAUUCAUAGAAAAGAAGAUAUUGCUGAUGCCACUUUUUGGAAUGAUAUCCAAAUCCGCUGUGUGAAAGUUGUUUUUGGCUUGGAAUUUCUGUCCACAAGAUUCUGUAUCAGAACGAGGGAACCGCCUCCUUGGGGGAAAGGUGGUUGAUUGGGGGGCAAGUGUGCCUCAUGGGCAUGGCAUAUGAGAUAGGAGUACCCCGUCGUGGUUCCUCACGAAUCACUCGCAAGAGGACGAUACCUGCGCAUUGGAAAACCCAAGGGGAAUUGGAAGCCUACUGGUGCUAGCUGACAUGUGCAUGUAUAAUGAAUGGAGUGACACUGCCUACGAACAGCUCUGGCAUGAAGAAUACAUUCACAUCUUCUACUGAUAACUUGAUGCGAUUGUGGGCUCAGUCUUGCAACAGGGUCUUCAGCUCAAAGACACAUAAUUUCCUAAUCCCAGGUGUACACACAGUGCUUGUGACAUUAUCAUCAUCAUCCUCCAACAAAUUCCUUGUAACCGUUGCCGGCACUUUUGAGAUCUUGUCAUUCAAGGUGAACUCAAGCGCAGCAUUCUUUUCUCUUUUAUUGUGACAGUACCAUUCCAGAAGAUAUUACAUUCUUACUUUGAAAUGUGCUACAGCAUUAUUGGAAAAGACUUAUUUUAUGGAGAUUACAAUUAGGAGGUUACCUUACAUGAACAGAUUUUGCAGAACAUCUCUCUCUGCAGCUUGAUUUAUCAUUUUAAAGUGAAAUAACAUAUGACGGAUAUGGACCACACUACCUGUGACAUGUUAUCUCCCAGACAACAACUAACCUGAACCUAAGAAGUGAAUAUAGAAGGCCUGAUUUUCCAGUAGAUACUUUUCAAGAAAAAAAAAGGCAUUAGUAAAUUAUAUUGCACAUCCUCCAAAGAAGCUUUCAUAACACAAGUGCAUCUUAUCGAGAGAUAAAGAAGUGCAAUUGAAUGCAUUCAAGUUAUAUACUAUAGAAAAGCAAGCAACAGAUCUCUUUUACAAUUGUAUAUAGAUAUUCAUUUGAAUUUACUUCCAAAGUUUUUGCCUAUGCAAUUUAUGUUUGUUUCUUUUUAUUAAAAAAAUUUGCGUGUAUUUUUUAAUUUUGAGAAAUUUUUUUUUGGUGCCUCAUGAUAUAUAUAUAUAUUUCUUUUAAUAGUGAUUGAUUUUGAAAAAAAAAAUAUUGUUUCAUUCUGCUGCUUUCUGAUGUCUUUGUUAAUCUUCCACUGAAGCAAAUCAUUGGGUUUUGAAUUUGAGUUGAUAUGUACAUCUUCUCAUGAACAAAGACCGUGGCUUACAAGUAAAUGAUGCACAUAAGCACACCGAUCAAGAACUGCAGUAUUUCAUGUUCAUCAUUCUGAGUAAAGUGCCCAGAGAACUCUUUGCAUACAUGCACAAACUGCAGACACCUGUGAACUCACUGGAAAAUAAAUCUGAACACUGAUUCCUCAGAGUUUUCUGAAAGCUCUUCAAAAGCUAUACUGCAGGCUCUAAAGCCAUUUAGGUCAGUUUGACUCUGUAAGGUUGUGGAUUAUUCAUCUAAUCUAGUCGAUAUGGAAAGUGAUACAUCUAUGCUGGAAUAAGGAGACAUUCCAAAACAAUAUUCUGAUUGUGUACAUCACAAUGACAUGGGCAAAGCGAGACCGUGGAUCGUAUUCAUCUGUCAGUCAGUUUGAUCCCGAUUACCACAUGUCGACGGACGAGGGUUCUGAGGAUUCAAACUAUGGCCGGCCCUCUGAUUCAGACUUGUCAUUGGAUGAGGAGAGAGAAGCUUUAAGAAGAGAGACCGAAAGACAAGCAUUAGCACAAUUAGAAAAAGCUAGGACAAAGCCAGUUGCCUUUGCGGUACGAACAAAUGUAAAUUAUGACGGUUCUAUAGACGACGACUCCCCUGUGCAAGGAUGCGCAAUAUCUUUUGAAGUAAAAGACUUCCUACAUAUAAAAGAGAAAUACAACAAUGACUGGUGGAUUGGUAAAUUAGUAAAAGAAGGAGCCGAUAUAGGCUUCAUUCCUAGUCCAGCCAAGCUAGAGAACAUGAGGUUACAGGCUUCAGGGACAAGAAAUAGACUUGGAAACAGGUCCACGAGUGGUCUCAGUUCCAGCUCUAACCUCGGCGACUUCCCGACCGGACUACCCAACUCAAAGUCAUCCAAUUCAAGAGGUUCUACUCCCCCAACUCCAGAUGGGGACCAGAACGGGCUAGAAGAAGACACAGGCGAUACGCUAAGUCGGUCAAGAGGAAGCACGAUUUCGCCACAGCCUAAGGAGAAGCGUAAACCAUUCUUCAAGAAGACGGAAAAUGUUCCUCCAUAUGAUGUGGUGCCAUCAAUGCGACCUGUUGUACUGGUCGGCCCCUCCCUCAAGGGUUAUGAGGUCACUGAUAUGAUGCAGAAAGCACUCUUUGAUUACUUGAAAAGAAAGUUUGAAGGAAGGAUUUGCAUCACACGUGUGACAGCAGACAUUGCCCUUGCCAAGCGGUCAGUUCUUAACAAUCCUAAAAGUCGGCAGAUCAUUGAACGGUCUAAUAGUCGCUCAUCCAGUAUAGCUGAAGUGCAGGCGGAGAUAGAUAGAAUAUUUGAGUUAGCGCGUAGCAUGCAGCUUGUCAUCCUGGAUUGCGACACCAUCAAUCACCCUAGUCAACUUGCUAAGACGUCUCUUGCCCCUAUCAUUGUCUAUGUCAAAAUCUCUUCUCCAAAGGUACUACAACGGCUAAUAAAAUCCCGCUCAAAAUCACAGAGUAGAAACAUGAAUGUACAGCUAGUAGCAUCCGACAAACUAGCUCAGUGCCCUCCUGACCUCUUUGAUGUGAUAUUGGAUGAGAAUCAAUUAGAAGAUGCUUGUGAGCACAUGGCUGAAUACCUAGAAGCAUACUGGCGGGCCACCCAUGGGCCAGAGGUAGAGGUCCCCGCCAAGGCAGGCCCCCAACACAACUCACCCAUGCAUAACAUUCUACAGCGGGUAGGCUCGCACCGCAGUCAUUCGGAGAAGCAGGACAAGAAAGCGGACUACCACCAUCAUAAACGGGGCAAGGAUGAGUACGACGGAAGCGACCCCAACGAGCCUUACGAGAGCGGAUACCGCAGUGAUUCCCGUGAGCAUCCAAGCGAUUACAUAAGGGAUGACAGGGACGCUCGCUAUAACCAGAGGCCCGUCUCGCCCACAGACGGUAGAGGAUAUUUUGAUAAUGAUCGGAGGGAUCGCGACAAGGAUAGAGACUAUGAUUCCCAUGGAGGAAGGAAACAUGUGAAGGGAGACAGGACUCGUGAUGUCGAACGAGGUCCUCAUGAUAGAGGACCCCGGGAUAGGCAUUAUACCGAACGAGAUGCGGUCAGGUACGAGAGUGAAUACCCGAGUAGACAAGAACAGAGAAAUCGCUAUGCAGACAGAGAACGUGAUCGCUAUGAUGAUAGGUCAGGUCAGGUCAGCGAGCGUGGGCGGUAUCCGCCAGAGAGGGGGUCCAGCUCUCGUGGUGGACACAGUCGGGAGCACGAGAUCGAGAUGGAGGAGAUGUUUGGCAGACGAGGUCGCGAGGGUCCAACAUACCCUGAGCAGUACCAUCAACGGUACCAGGACUCUAGAGAAAGGGUACGGCGCGAUGCCUCACCAGGUCCUCGCCAGCGCAUGGGGCGUCCCUGACGCUGACCUCCUGCUUCCACCUAUCACGGUGGUCUCAUUUUAUUUUGGAAGUUUCAUCAAUGCCAGUAGAGCAACCUAACUCCAUGUGGAGUUGAUAUCUCGUACUGCGAGCAUUGAAUUUAUGUGUUCCAGCCAAGUUGUACUCUCAACACAGUUCCUGCAGCAGUUGUAGUAGUCCAGCCUUCUUUCUACUACUUUUUUCUAUGAAAAAAAUGGCUGUGUAUGUUGGAGUUGCCUGAUUUCUGAUAGUUUUUUUUUACGCUUCUCUAUAACUUCAGAUCUUUUGAAUCAGAGCAUUCUGCAUAUGGGUAUCGCGUGAUCAAGAGAGGUAGCACAUUGAAUUGCUAAAGAAAGCAUUUUUGGUGGCGGCGGCUUGGUGUUGGGUCUUGACAGUAUCAACCAGUGGUCAUUUGAGAACCACUUGAUAUGAGUUAGGAAAGAGAUCAGUUUAUUAUCCAAGUGACCACUGCAACCAAAUGACAUCUAUUUACUAACCAAUGGUGUCAAACUUUUGAGGGAUUUUUGAAAAGAAGAUGAUUCACCUCAAUUUCUAAAGAAUAUCUGGUGAAAUGGGAAGUUUGUGAUCUAUCUCUCUCAUUCUCUCUUUUCUCUAUCAUUUUGUUGUUUCCAAGUUUUUUAAAGAUUUAUUCAGCAUAUUUUUGGGGUGAUCAAAUUUCUAUAUUUCUGACAUUUAGACAUAUAUCAUGACUUGACUACUUGGACAGAGCUCAUGUUAGGUAGUGUUUGACAACUAACAAUACUUUGAAAGUGUUUUGAAUAUCAUGAAGAUAAGUCAGCACACAGUGGCUAUGUGUAGUAUACACAGAAAAAAGAAGUAAAUGACAGAAUUGUAAUUCACUGAAUUAGAAGGAAGUGAAUGUAUUUGGAGAAGGCUUUUGAAACACCACAUCGUCAAAAUAUUUGACGAUUGGUUGAGAUUUGACAGACCAUCCUGUGGGUGUUAUAAUUAACCUCUGCAGGCAGGGUUCUUUGUAUCACAUGAUUUAUGAUGCGGUGAUCACAUGAUCAGUACACAGUGGUCACAUGACCAGUCUGUAUCAAUUCCAUUUUUUUCCACGGUUGGUCCGCAAGCUUUGUAACUUUUGUAUAGAUGUGUGAGAAAUGCAUGCUAUAGAAACAAAUUUGUUUUGCUUGUAUCUCAAAAAUGUAGAACAAAUCUUUGUCAUUUUCCCCCUACGAUUUCACUGUAUAGAAUCACACUUGUGUGUGUUUUGUAACUAUUUUCCACUUCUUGAAUCUAAUUCUUUUUUUGUCAGAUUUCUGUCUGUUUCCAUUUAUCAAUUCUUAUCUUUUUUUAUCCUGUUUCUUUUUUUGUGGAUGUCAUGUAUUUCUGCCCUUUCUGUCUUCAAAUAUUUUCCUGCUAAACAUUCAUAAACACAGAAGAAUUGUACAUGUUUAUAAUACUCUACAUGUUUGUGCCAUGGUCGUUUAGUAGAAAGCACAAGAUUCUUCCAUACCUACGACAGUGUUCUAAAACAUUCAUAAUAUGGUUGAGAUAAGAGGUCCAGGAUUGGUGUAUCUUUGCAUGAAUGAAAAUUGCAAUUUUAUCGUUAAAACAGUGUGUGCAUAGCAGAGACAAGAAUCAUAUAUAUAAAUAUAUAUACAUAUAACAUAUAUUAUAUCAUCGCUAGUGAAAUAUAUCAGUUUUUAUCAAUGGUUUGGGUGAUUAACUAAACAGUAAAAGACAAACUAUUAGAGAGAUGGUUUAUAUGUUUUGAAUGCUUGCCUCCAAAGUGAGGCCUUUUGCUAUUCAGAUGGAUAACCUGUUUGAAAUAGCUCUAUGAGAUUGAGUCUCUCUUCAACUUCUGAACAAUAUAAUAUUAUUAUCCAAUGGAGGACUAAAUGACAUAAUUAAAGAUCAAGAGAUGAGUUUCACCACAUCAUCUCAUGACCCAUAUUUUGUAGGUUAUGCAAAGUUUUUACCCAGCCAGUCUGAAGAACCAUUGUACUUUCCAUUUUAAGACUCUAAUAAUGCAAAGAGAUUAAGAGUUUAUUAAAUCAUUAACAAGGUAAGGAGGACAAUUUUGAAAAUAUUGUAUUCUCCAAAUUUUGUAAUUCAUUCCAUCACAAAAAGAGGCAUACUAUAAUCAUGAUAGUACCAUGCAUUGGUAACUUUAAUAUAAAUGACUGAACAGGAUUAAAAAUCAGUCAGCAUCCCCAUCCCCGCCCCACUGACUUAUCUCUGCACAUAGACUCAUACCAUGAGAAGUUUAUUGAGCCAUUUUCAAAAUUGAUUUUAAUAAUGUGUCCAUUCAGUGAAAAACCUCAUUGGAACGAAUAUACCAAAUCAGUCAUUUGAGCUGCAUAUUAAAACUUCAUAGAAUGAGCCUCUCUGAAAGAGUUAAUGUUCCUCUACAUUUUUGCUAAAAUAUGAAGUCUUUAGAUCAAAUGAACAAUUAUAAAAGCAUUUUUAAAGGCCAUUUUUUCCCAAACUGCAGAGUUUUAAGAGAUCAUGUGAAGAAUAAAUGCUUGAUGCUUGUGAACCAACUUUUUCAAACCCUUCAUUCUCCAUAUUUUGUAAUUCUCUUACCAAAAUUUUGUGAUAGUUCUACCAGAUUGCGAUAAAGUAUUAACCCUGGAUCGUAAGCUACAUACCACAAGACCAAUGGCAAAAGUCCAUAGAGGGACCAGGUACAUGUAGUGAGGAUUAAUACCUUAACAACCGACUUGGUUUAGAACCCCGGGUUCCAGAUUGCAAGACUUCUACCACUUUACAGUUGAUCAGAGCUCUAGGAUUUGUUCUUUCAAACUCAACUUAAUCUCAUGUGAAUGGUUGUUUGUUUUGGGCUGGUCUGUCCCAAAUUAAUUUUUAAAAACUAAAUUGUGAGGAAGGAUCAAGUUCUGGAAUGAUGUCUCAAAAUACUUUGCUUUGCUUAUCAGCAUUUUUGUAUACCAUUUCUUUGUGGAGCAUGAUAAAAGCCAAAAUUUUAUGAGAAUCGGUUUGUCAGGGCCCCAAAAUAUGGUCAUACAUGUAUGAAUAUCUUUGAUGACUUGAGUAUUUGUACGGUCAUUCCCUGGACCACCGUGAACCUCAUCCCCACCAUAAUGCCUUCUAAAAUGCAACAUACGAUUGGAAUCCUGAUUUCGCAUGUCACAAAGUCAUAGCCCGUUUUAUUGUAGGACAGAGAUUUUUUUAUUCACUCCUUCCCCUCACUAUUUGUUUAUUUAUUUAUUGAUUCCUUCAUUUGUUUAUAACUACCUAUUUAUUUGGUUUUCAUUAUCAAUUUCAUAUAGUCAUAAUAGUAUUCCUUUCUCUUAUUAUACAUACACAUUAACAUAUUAUAUUAUUUCUUAUUCACUUCAUGUAACUCUUUGGUUUAUACUUUAUCGAUAUUGCCUCCUGGUUUCAUACAAUUACACAUAAUAAAAAAGUGAAAAAAACUGUUUUGAAAUGAAAAUGUUUCUAGUUAAAGGAUCAUGAUAAAAUUCAAAUAUUAAGGGGAAAAAAUCUGAUAUACUUGCCAAUGCCAACCUUGUCCACACAAAAAAAAAUAGGAAAAUUACAAAUGAAAAUUUUGAAAAGGGGUAUCAAGUCCAUAAUUUUCAUGCACAUUCUAUUGACUGGUUAAAAGAAAAUUGAUACAUUGUCACUAUUGAUUUUGUUUCUUAAAAAUAGUGACAAUCUCUUGCGACUGAUGGCAAAAUUUAAAAUCUCUUAAUGGGUCUUUGUGGUGGUUUUGAGUGGAUUUUCUCUUGCUCAGUGUACUCAAUCCAAAAUAUACUAUAUGUCUGAUCACAGAAGAAUUUGCAAUUUGACUUGGUUUGAACUUGCUGUGCAAGACCUGUAAAUAAUUGAAUACCAACAAAAUUUCUAUCUAUUAAAAAAUCAUCUAACAUGAUGUAGAUUUGGCACCUCCACAAUGCUGUUGCCUCUUCAUUAUAGUUCUCUAUUGGAUAUACUUAUAUCUAUAUGUUUAUAUAUUCAUAUCUUCAUAUUCGCUAUAUAUACAUGCAUAUGUAAACAUAUAAGUAUACGGUAAUUAUGAAUUUAGAUUGCGUUGACUGGAGAAGUAAAUGAAUUACAAUUGUCACUUUUCAUGUAUUUGUUCUGUAAUUGAAUGUAAUGCCUCAAAGAUGGUCUUUUUUACGAUAAGACUCUUUUUCCUGGUAGCUAGUGCUUGUUGGAUUUUGUCACACUUUUCUACGAAAUCUGCUACAAAAUACAAAAAAAAGAGGUGAAGGAAAUGAGAAAUGUCUCACAAAAUGGUAGCUGUAAUCAAUGUUAGUGAGAUCCAAGCCAUUUAAUAGGGUUGAAUAUUGCCCGAUAUGGUAGUAUGAUACGGAGGGUAGAAAUUUGUUUUAGAAAGUCAACCUACUACCCGUCAUAUUUUUCAUAUUAUCAGACAUUUGAAUGAACAGAAGAUAUAUGUUGGCUAUCCAUAUUCUAACAAAAUUAUUGAAUGGCUUCUUGAUUGAAACAUUGAAUCUAGCCAUAAAGAUCAUUUAAGCUGGAUUGAAAUCAAUGUUAUAACUAUUGCCACUGAGCAGUGAUAUCAUCAUGCUCAAGAAAAAUGUUCAUGUGCAUUUUUUGGAGACAAACAUUUCAAUAUUUAUGAGUUUCUAAAGUGUCUAAUCAGAGAAAAUGAGUAUGGUCGACCAUUGUACUGGUCUUCAUGUACACAUAAGAAGCAUAUAUAGGAAAUACAAAAUGCUUUCAUAAAUCUAUGCAUUAAAACUUUUAAAGAUUUGUUUAUCACAUUAACUAUAUGAAAGAAAAUUAUGAUUCAGUUUGUAUUCAAUAUACGUUAUCAUCAAAUAAACUGGAAAGUGUUUAAUCAGAAACAUAUAUCGCUAUUUCGCAUUAUAUAUUAAACUGAUAAUAUAUUCUAGAAAUCAGGAUAAGGUGGUGAAUAUGAGUGGACUAAUACCAAAUGCCCAUUUAAGUAGAAAGUCCAAUGUAGUUAUAUGUAUGAUGUAGUAGAUUAGUAUUCUUGUGAUAAAGCAUAAUGUACAAUUAUCAAUAUAAACUAUAUCCAACACUCACUUUCUACAUAUUGUAGGCAUGUGUUUGUUAAUAUGUAUCAUAUAUUUACUCAAAAGUACAAUUGUAUACACUGCUCAUGCUAAUUGUCUGUCGAAAAAGUGACAGUUAUACCUCUAAAUUUACAAGAUAAAAAAUUCCCGACUUUGACAGAAGUGGACUACGAUAUAUACUCGGUUGUACUGAACUUGUGUAGGCAUGGGCGAAUGGACUUUUAAUUAAGCUUCUUUCUUUUUUUUUACUGUAAAUACAUUAUAUAAAAGUGGAUUAUGGUAUUUACGAAUGCACAAAUAUUUACAUGCAUUUGUGAAGAAGGUAGUUAUUGUAUACUAUAUAGACAUGGGUGUGAUAUAUAUCAAUGCUAUCAAGGGAUUUUUUGGUCAUUAUUUCAGUGUAGUGCUUGUAUAUGAAUAGGCUUAGUAUACACAUGUGGCACUGUCUUCUCUUAAGCAAGCCCCCAAAAGUUGUAUUUUGAAACAACUAUUUCUACUCGUUAAAAAUGUUGAAUAAUGUAGACUUUCAUUUAAGACUUGCUCAAAGGCAACCAUAGCUGAUUGAUAAAGGUAUUUUAUAUGUACGUAUUGUGCUGCGAUAGAUAGAGAUGACUGAACACAUGUUCAUACUGUGUGAUCUCCGCUGUUCUUGUUGUAUAAGAUAAAGAAAAUGGGGUAGAUACACACUACGCCAUAUUCUUCCAGCAUGUGUAUAUAUUGAAUAUAUCACAGAAAAAAGACUGUGUCAUCUCAUUUACAUUUUUGUAUUUAAAAAAAAAAACAAUUUUGAGUCUCCCUUCCUUUACCUCCCCUGAAAAAAGUGCGCCAAUAUUCCUGUCUGUCUAUUAAGUGCCAUUUUAUUUUGCUAAUUUGGGAAAAACAGAAUGAUAUCACUCUCCAGAAGCAUCUGUUUGAGAAGAAAUUAUAGCUCGUAUUUUUUCAUUCUUUUUACAAUUUGAUGCAAUUUAUCUUUCAACACUGGAUGUUGCUAUUGCUUGAUUUGUGUAUGAGUUUAUAUAUAUGUAUAUAUAUUCAUAUAGCUAUAUAUGUGUAUAUACAUAUGUAUACAUCAAAUGAUUGAGCAAAUUUGUUUUCUAAAUACAUAAGAUAAAUGUCUAUAUAAUAUUUAAUUUUGAUUAUAUUUACUGUUUUGACAUCAAAGCUACAAAAACUGGGUCAGUCAUAUUAGUUAUUUGUAGUUAUUAUCUUCCUUAUUAUUCAUGAGAAGACUGCGGCUAAAAGCUUGUGCCUUUGACACCCUAUUGUAUGUUAUAACAUUGUGCAAAUGCUAAAUUUGUGGGGAGGGUUCCUCUCCGAUAUGACUCUUUGCGGACGUCACUUCACCGAGAAGCCACUCGGGGUAUAGAAUGAAGUGUGUCAUUUUUAAUUUUUUUUGCCAAACACCGGACUUUUACAAGCCAUACCAUUACGGAUUGUUUUCAGCAAGGUAUUUUUUUUCUUUUCAAUUUUUUUUGUUCUGUGUGUGAGUUUUUCAGGAGAAAUUUAAAGGGAAAUAUUGUUUUUCCUCCAGUUGUUGACUUUUGUUGUAGAAUGAUGACACUGUUCCGUUGUCCCCAACCCGACCCUAAUCCUGUGACAUGUAUUCUAUAAAACUGCCAAGAUGUGUAUUCUCAACUCAUGAAUUGGCAAGUAAUAUUAGUCAAGUGGGUCAUGAACCUCAAUAUCUUUGCUAAGGGUGCAAUAGUUCCUUUGAAAAAAAAUCAUUGAUCAGUAUUUAUGUGAUCAAUUCACUCUUUAUGGUGAGAACAAAAAGUAAUUUGAUGUUUUUGUUAUGUUUUUAUGUUUGUUUCUUGUUUUUCUUUAUUUUUUUUCUUCAAAACAAGGCCAAAAAGUAGCCAACAGUGCCUGGAUUGGAAUUUUGCUGGGGUUACCAAGGUCUUCAAAAAUUUCAUUUAAAACAGCGGAUAAUACCCACUUGGCAUAUUUGUGUACAAUACCCCCUUUCUUGGCCUGUUUUGUUGGUAUUCCUACCCCCUCCCCCCCAUGAAUGGAAGUAAACUUUGCUCUUUUUUCAUUAGAUAUUGGUGGCACUAUCAAUCUGGAAUUGAAAGCUAUAUUCUUUUAUACCCACCCCCCCCCCUCCCCUGUGCUUCAAUAUAUAAAGCAACUUCCUAAUUUAAUCUAUUACAUGUAAAUUCAAUUUCUGAAGUUUGCAUUCAACAAGAAUUCCAAAGGUAUAGAGGCAACAUAACUCCCUUAAAAAUUAACUAUUACAGAACAUUCAGUCCAGUAUGAUUCGCUUAAAGUUAUCGGGUUAUAAUUCACAAUGGACUAAAUACUUAUUUAUUUUAUUUUGUAGUUGAUUACCAAUCUGUGAACAGAAGUACAUGAUGUUCGUGAAUUUUCAAUGUAACAUUUAAGAUUGGAAUGAAAUUGAUUCACCCAAACAUAAUGUUAUGUUGAUGAAUCAAAAUUAAAUCAACAGAAUACUUGAUAGUGUUUUUUUUCAUUAACUGAUCGCACCUUACUAAUAUGGGGAUGAAAAGAAAAUGUAAAAUUAAUUGGUAAUAACAGUACAUGGUGAUGAUUUCUUGCAGUCAUGAAAUGUAAAAUAGACAAUAUUUAUAUUACUCAAGUUACAGAGCAUGUUUGUUACGAAAUGGUCUUGUAAGUCAUUUAUAAUUUUCAUUAAAUUUGUAUGCUUUUAAAUAGUCAAAGUGCACCAUUAGAUAUUAAUUUUUGUAUUCUCUUUGCACGUUACGAUUCCACGUGACAAUGUGUGCAAGUCCUGCGCUCAUUUUGGUCGAGUAUUUUCAACAUUGACUGUUAGAGCUCUCCCUUUAAUGUUGAUGUGUCACGUCUUUUGUGAGUUCAUUCCUGCGUGUUUCCAGUGUAACGUCAUUUAUUAACCAUGUUAUUACGAAGCAGUAGAUAAAAGACAAGAAACAGAUGUAGAAGCAUGCUGAACGGAUGUUUAGUAUGCUAACAAAAUCGACAUAUUCUAUAAGACAAGUACAUGUAGUUUUGACUCGGUGAGAUGGACUGAAAGUAUACUGUAUCAUUGUUAUAUUAACUAUGCUAUGUAUUAUUAUUAUCAUUAUAUCAAUAUCAUUGAUACUAUUAUAAAUAUGUAAACACACUGACGCUGAAUGAUACAGUGUUGUGUACAUUAGUACCAUGAUAUGGCAAGUUUAUCAUUAUCCUAGGUAUAUAACGUAUGGCACAGCAUUUGAUUCUCAUGAAUAAAUUAUGGACGGAAUGUAGUGAUUUCUUUUACAAAUAAACAUUAUAUGCCUACAAAAAA